CCCCGCCCCCCCCCCCCACACACAUACGUUCACGGCAUUGGAAUCGUUUCAUUUAUUUAAUAAUUUAGUCAUGUGGAUGAAAUGCACAGGAGCGGAUGACGUAGCGCGCGCGUUCUAACGUGUGUGUAUGUGUGUGUGGGCGUGGAGGAAAAUGUCAACGUGCAGCGCAAGAGGAGGAGAAGGCUGGAGCUGAUGAGGGUCAUGUUAUUACGAAGCUUCAGCCUUCGCGUUAGCCGCUCUAAAAUAUCUGAUAUCCGGGGAGGAAAGUUGUAAAGGGGUCGGCUGUCGGCAGUUAGCGGAGCCCGGGGUGUUGAGGAGGCGGGAGAGGUGAGUUCAGUGAGCCCUCCACAGCGAAGCGAAGCCCAGCCUCCCUUCCUGCAUGUGAAGCAGAUUGGGCAGAGACGUUCACAAGCCCCAGGCCACUUGUGACCGCCGUUGACCUCCUAUUUCAGGUAGAAACUCUCUGCAACAUUUAGCAACAAUGUAGACUUUUCAACGUCCUGAUGAUGAUGAUGAUGAUGAUGCAGGGCCUUGUAGGGAGGAGGAGCAGCGACUGACUUUCUCCUCAAUUUUAUCACACCCUGCACUCUAUGUCCGUCCCGACUGGGCGGCUAGAGUGCUAUGUCAUCAACCACACCCCCAUCGGCUCAACCCUCUAAGAAGGGACGGAAGCCGGAGAAAUCGGAGGUGAUGGCUGAUUCGGUGCCGGCCACCAACGAGGAACUGAGGAGCAAGAUCAUGGACCUUCAGAUAGAGCUACAGCAGGAGCGCGGGAAGGUAUGCAAACUCCGCGAGCGGCUCCAGGAGCAGCGGCAGGCUCGCGAACUUGAGCAACACAAGCAUGCCGUAGCACUCACUGACCUGCGUGCCAAACUCCAUGAAGAAAAGCUACGUGAGAUCGCUGCCAUACGGGAGACUCUGGCACGGCAGCAUGAAGCCGAGCUGGCCAGAACAAUCAAGAUCCGGGAUACUGAGGUUCAGAGGCUGCAGGGUCUUGUGAAUGCACUGAGAGAUGGAGCUGCUGACAAGCUCAAAAAUGCCCUUCUUGCAGAGGCUAGGGAGGAAGCAAGGAGAGCCUUUGAUGGGGAGAGAAUAAAGCUCCAGCAGGAGAUUCAGGAGCAGAAAAUGGCUCGGAAGCAAGCUGAAGAGGCUCUUGCAAAUGCUCUUCAGGCUGAUAAAGCCAAAGCAGCUGAUCUCCGCACAGCCUACCAACAGCACCAGGAUGAGGUGCACCGCAUUAAACGCGACUGUGAGAAAGACAUCCGCCGGCUGAUGGAUGAGUUGAAGGCAAAGGACCGGGUGGUGUGUGCUCUGGAGAAGGAGCUGGGGUUACAGGCUGGCUAUGCCCAGAAGCUUCAGCUCCAAAAGGAAGCCCUGGAUGAGCAGCUGGGUCAGGUACGAGAGGCCGAGAGACACAACCAUGGCAGCCCGAAGAGAGAAGUGGUGCCUGGACUAGGAGAAAACUCAGACUUGCUCAACAACCAGGAGGUGGAGGAGCGUGACAUGAGGAGGUUCCAGUUGAAGAUUGCAGAGCUCCACUCAGUCAUCAGGAAACUGGAGGACAGAAAUGCACUACUGGCCGAUGAGAGGAAUGAACUAUUGAAACGGGUGCGAGAGGCAGAGAGCCAAAUGAAGCCAAUGUUUGAGAAGAAUAAGCGGCUGUCCAAGAAAAAUGAUGACCUCCUGCAAACACUGCAGCGCAUGGAGGAGAAACUCAAGAACCUGAGCCGCGAGAAUGCUGAGAUGAAGGAAAAGGCUUCCUCCUCUCGGCCACCAUCACAGCAGCAGUCCGUUCAGGCCCAGAUGAAGCGACCAAGCUCCCUGACCGACCUGACCCAUGCCCAUGAGGAACAGGAAGUAGAGUUCCUCAAGCUGCAGGUUGCUGAGCAACGCGGCAUCAUUGAUGAGCUCACGCAGGAACGUGAUCGAUUGGUGAUGAGCAAAAAGAACAGGAAGAAACCUUUCAAGCUGCCGAAAAGGCAUGUUGUGGAGACAUAUUUUGGAUUUGAUGAGGAGUCGAUAGACUCUGAAACCUCCUCACUGACCUCUUAUAACACUGACCUCACUGACCGCACGCCUGCAACUCCAGAGGAGGACUUGGAAGAGAGCGUUUCCCGUGAGGAGUCAGAACUUCGUUUUCGUCAGCUCACUAGAGAGUACCAGGCUCUUCAGCGGGCCUACGCUCUCCUGCAGGAGCAGACUGGGGGGUCUCUGGAUGCAGAAAGGGAGGCCAGGACCCGUGAGCAGCUGCAGGUGGAGCUCAGCAGCUGCCAGGCAAAGAUCGUGGAUCUGGAGAAGGCCCUGGCUGAGCGGGGGCAGGAUUCAAAGUGGGUAGAGGAGAAGCAGUACUUGCUCAGGACCAACCAGGAACUGCGUGAGAAGAUGAGUGCGCUGCAGCAGGCGGAGUCCCGGCUGCAGGCUGAGGUUCAGGAUGCUCGGGACCAAAAUGAGCUGCUGGAAUUCAGAGUCCUUGAACUGGAAGAAAGGGAGCGCAGAUCACCUGCCCUCAAUCUCCACAUGUCUGCAUUCCCUGAGAACAGUAGCAGUGCCCUGCAAGUCUACUGCCACCAGGAGGGAGUCAAGGAUGUAAUCAUUCCUGAACUGAUGAAGAAGUUGGAUAUUCUGGGAGAUAAUGGGAAUCUCAGAAAUGAAGAGCAGGUGGCUGUGAUCCAAGCAGGGACUGUGAUCUCACUCUGUGAAAAGUGGUUGAAGCAGAUAGACAGCACUGAGGCUGCCCUCACGCAGAAGAUGAUCGACUUGGAAAAUGACAAGGAGCUGUUUAGUAAGCAGAAAGGAUUCCUUGAGGAGGAGUUGGACUACAGGAAGCAGGCCUUGGACCAAGCCUACAUGAGGAUCGAGGAGCUGGAGGCCACGCUGUAUAGCGCUCUGCAGCAGGAGCAGCCGGCAUGCCAGGCGGUGGCUGAGUCGCUGACAGACAGGCAGAGGGAGGAGCUGAGGCUAGCCGUGGACAAGCUGCGGCGUCAGAUUCUCCGGCAGAGCCGGCAGUAUGACAGUCAGAUCUUACAGGAGCGCAUGGAGCUCCUACAGCAGGCCCAGCAGAGAAUAAGAGAGCUGGAGGACAGGAUUGACUUGCAAAAGAGACAAAUAAAGGAAAUAGAGGAAAAGUUUUUGUUCCUCUUUUUAUUUUUCUCUUUAGCAUUUAUUCUUUGGCCUUAAUGAAAAUGCCCGUGGACCCACAUCAGGUGUUAAGGUGCUGUGGUGGCAAGCGAAGAUGACAAAACCUAAUUGUUUUUUAUGCAUUUGUAGACAGUUCAACAAAACCUUAUGGCCUUUUUGAUAAAUGUGCACUUUUGCAGAAGACUGGAAUGCAAACAUAUUUGAAAA
Messenger RNA from Oreochromis niloticus (Nile tilapia), 3345 nucleotides. It is a transcript of the gene jakmip1, whose product is annotated as janus kinase and microtubule interacting protein 1. The transcript has 23 exons. Gene Ontology annotation, molecular function: microtubule binding; GABA receptor binding; kinase binding. The record is from RefSeq and is a predicted model, not a curated record. Bases 622 to 3177 code for a protein of 851 amino acids. NCBI's taxonomy places the organism in Eukaryota, Metazoa, Chordata, Actinopteri, Cichliformes, Cichlidae.